UGGGAAUAACCAGGUUUUGGGGUGGAGGUGCUUAACGAUAAGAGAGCCCAUUACAUUUGCUCUCAGUAGCCAGAAUUUCAUAAAAUUUGUAGGGAAGCUCUUCUAGUUCCAAAAAAGAAAACAGGCGGGAGGAGAGGUAUUUGCUUACUUGGGGUUCUUAAAGCUUUUCCUGCAGAUAAUUUAAACGUACUGUCCUAUUGCAUAAAUUAAAGGAGCUGAGAAGAUAGACGGUGUGUUGAAGGCAUGUGCAUUCCUGUCUCCUGUGACAUUUGAUAGCCGUGUGUUCUGGAAAUUGUUGAGGUCACAAAUGUGUACGCUGGGGAUAGAAGAUUCAGUGCAGUGAGGGUGUCUGCACCGCUCUUUGAUCAAAUGCCACUCUGUCCACAGGUGUCCCUGAAGGCCUCUAUAGAUGAAAUUUUUAACUCAGUACAAUUUUUAAUAAUGUCUAGAAAUCGGUUUGUGUAGUGCAACAUUUUUUAGCCUAGAGAUUCCAGAAAUUGCUCCAAGCUAAAUUUGUGGUUAUAUGUAAAAUAAAUACCAAAGAAAGGGAAGAAGAGCCAAAUUUGGGGAGAAUUUAGACUUGGAACACAUGUACUUUCACCUAAAUUUUGAACAUCUCUGUCCUGGUCUUUGGUUCACGGGGAUGAAAUCUCGAAGCCAUCUGACUCUUCUGGGAGGAGGAGCCGAAGGGGACCUGUCACUGCCUCCCAUCGUCCUGGAGCGCAAGUGUGCGGGGCCUUUGCGGCGGGGCCUUUGCGGCGGGGCCCUGGCUUCAUGUCUUGCCUCCGCUUAGGACCCUCAGCAGGGCUGGGCUGUGGGGACGAGAGUUGGUGCUGCCCCUGCUGCCGCUCUCUUUCCCGGGCCAGACGCCAGGCUGGUAGAGCGCUCUCCCUGCCCACGCCCUCAUCAAGGAGGGGAGAGUGCAGAGCACAGAACAGCUGACUUCCUUCUGGCUCCCGGGUGUUUGCAGUACUUUUAUACCUUUCAUUUCUUUCCAUUCAUUCAUUCACUCAUUCCUUUACAUUUAUUUUUGGGCAUUUCAAUACUCUUUUCAUUCUGCCCCUGCCUCUCGUCAGUUUCUUAUUCCUCUAGCCAAAACCAUUCCCUUAAUUUUCUCUACGUGCCUCAUUUUGGAGUGCUCCAGAAUGUGCCGUAGGCUUGUCUUGUCCAGGUUGCAGAAAGCUUAGAUACUGUGGUCUUCAAGAAACGGCUAACACUGAGAUUUGGUGUUGUCAGAUACACCUUGUACCUUGCCUUAGUGUAGACUGGUGGUAGGCACUAAAAGUAUAAGAAAAUUUUUAAAUUAAGAAAAUUCUGUCCAUUAACUUAACUUUUCCUGUAAUUCAGACAAGUUAUUACUUGAAUUUAGUGACGGAAAGCCUUGUACCAGCUCACAGAAAGAUGGUGUUCCUGGGAGUAUAGUUUGGGAACGUGGUGCAACUUCACACCCGCUGUUGGUUCCCCUGCUCUAACCCCUCACACAGAAUGCUUUCUGAAAGGCUCCUUUAACUCUUCCCACGUCAGGCUUGUUGUCAGGUAUCAACAGGGAACCUACUCACCCAAAUGUUCCGUGUUUCCCUCACUCUUUCACGCAGUCGCUCAUUCACAAACAUUUAUUGAAUGUCUGUUAGGUGCCAGCCACUGUUACAGGUGUGUGAGAUGCGUGAAGGAUUAAAAUAGAUCACAGAUCCUUGUCCUCAUGGAGCCUAUAUUCUAGGACAUGCAGGCAACAUAAUGAAUAAGUAGAUUAUCUAGUUUGUCAGAAGAUGAUGAGCGCUAUGGGUAAAACCCAAAACAGCAUGGCAAGGAGUCGGACGUGACGGUGGUAAAGGAUGGAGACAGGGCAGGCUGGGGAGAUGACAUCUGACAAAAACUGGAAGAAGGUGCCAGCCGGCGACGAGGGCACUCCAGGCACGGGCAGGGAGCCCUACAGCGAAGGCCCUCAGGGAUGUGAACACCACCAUCAUGGAGCUCCUUAUCAUGGUGUACGCGUGUAAGACCUCCUGUGCCAAAAGCAUCAUCGGCGUGGUCCCCUACUUUCCUUACAGCAAACAGUGCAAGAUGAGAAAGAGAGGCUCCAUUGUUUCCAAACUGCUAGCUUCCAUGAUGUGCAAAGCUGGUCUGACUCAUCUUAUUACUAUGGAUUUACACCAGAAGGAAAUUCAGGGCUUCUUCAAUAUUCCUGUUGAUAAUUUAAGAGCAUCUCCCUUCUUAUUACAGUAUAUUCAAGAAGAGAUCCCGGAUUACAGAAAUGCAGUGAUCGUGGCCAAGUCUCCAGCCUCGGCUAAGAGGGCACAGUCUUUUGCUGAGCGCCUGCGACUGGGCAUCGCGGUGAUUCACGGAGAAGCGCAGGACGCCGAGUCCGACCUGGUGGAUGGGCGGCAUUCCCCCCCCAUGGUCAGGAGCGCCGCCGCCAUCCACCCCAGCCUGGAGAUCCCCAUGCUGAUCCCCAAGGAGAAGCCCCCGAUCACAGUGGUCGGUGACGUGGGAGGAAGGACCGCCGUCAUUGUGGACGACAUUAUUGAUGAUGUGGACAGCUUCCUCGCUGCAGCAGAGACCCUGAAGGAAAGGGGUGCGUAUAAGAUCUUCGUGAUGGCGACUCACGGCUUGUUAUCCUCCGACGCCCCUCGACUGAUCGAGGAAUCUGCCAUCGAUGAGGUGGUGGUUACCAAUACAAUUCCACAUGAAAUCCAGAAGCUCCAGUGCCCCAAAAUUAAAACUGUGGAUAUAAGCAUGAUCCUUUCAGAAGCCAUCCGUCGGAUUCACAAUGGGGAGUCCAUGUCCUACCUUUUCAGAAACAUAGGUUUAGAUGACUGAGCAGCUUUCCUUUCUUAAAACUCUCGAGGGCCAAACUGGAAUAGUAAGAAUAGGCACCGUGAGGCGCAUGCCUGGCUGAUGUGUUUCACAGGGACCGUCUGUGUCUUGUUCCUUCCUUUUGUUAAUUCCUGUGAAGAUAGACCAAUUUCUUAAGUCCAUUUGGGUGUUUGUGAGUUUAUGGGGGCAGUUUUUAUAAAAGAAAAACUAUAUUCUCCUCUCAAAUAAAAUAAGACCUGGUUGUGUUCAGUUUACCUGUUGAAAAAAUAGCUUGGAAAAAAGAUUUUAAGCUCACAAACAACCUUUUCCCAAAGUUGCUGGAGCCCAGGUGCUUUAAAAAGUUAAUAAAGUAAAAUGAUAUACUGUAUGAUACUGCAGGUGAAAAGCCAAAAAGAUUAUGCUGUGAAGUCCACUAAAUUACAUUUUUAGAAAUGCUUUUAUAGACAUGCAUAUAGAAUAUGUGACCGUUAUUUAUUUUCUGCAACAAAAGAAGGAAUAAAAACUGUAUUUGUG
Molecule: messenger RNA, 3327 nt
Organism: Eubalaena glacialis (North Atlantic right whale)
Lineage: Eukaryota; Metazoa; Chordata; Mammalia; Artiodactyla; Balaenidae
Gene: PRPSAP2
Product: phosphoribosyl pyrophosphate synthetase associated protein 2
Exons: 8
Coding region: 1966-2817 (283 amino acids)
Biological process (GO): purine nucleotide biosynthetic process; 5-phosphoribose 1-diphosphate biosynthetic process
Cellular component (GO): ribose phosphate diphosphokinase complex; cytoplasm
Molecular function (GO): magnesium ion binding; ribose phosphate diphosphokinase activity
Source: RefSeq, a predicted model, not a curated record